This is a messenger RNA of Nicotiana tabacum (common tobacco), 548 nucleotides long. RefSeq lists its product as uncharacterized. The record is from RefSeq and is a predicted model, not a curated record. Lineage: Eukaryota; Viridiplantae; Streptophyta; Magnoliopsida; Solanales; Solanaceae.
UCCAUUAAAAUAAUAAAAAGAAAAAAUGCCAACAAGAAUGGUUACGUACUAUAGAGAAAGGACAGUAUAUGUUUCUGUUCUUGUAGAGGGGCCUAAGAGAAAGAGGAGCAGUUCAUCAAAUAACAAAUAUCAUCAACAUCUUCAUGUUAGACAUGUUGCUAAUGUUGGAGGAUACAACAGAAAAGCUCAGCUUCUUGACUACUCAAGAAAUCUUCGAGCUUCGGCGCAAUCACAGCCAUCAACACCUUUGGCUCCACAGCCAAUUCAAAGACAGAAUUCUCAGAUUGUUGCAGUGAAAAACAAGCCAAGAUAUGUAAGUCUACCAACUUGUAUGGGAAGAUGGAAAUUUGUUAUGCCAAGGUUCCUCAGAACAUUCAUGCCUCAGAAUAAGAAAUCCAAGAAGAAGAAUAAUAUGGCUUCUAAAACCAAUAAAAUGAAAGCUAUAGUGAAAAGUUUUCAAAUUCAAAGAAAGCCUGGCCUAUUCUCCAAAAUGUUUGCUUCACUACGAAAGGGUCGUCGAUGAACAGACUCAUCAACUAAGUCCAAGA